GACUGGUUUCCUGUUCACGUGACCCACUCAGAUCUCCGGCCGUGACAUCUGCAAAAUGGAGGACCGUGAAGCUAAAGAACCCGAGCAGCUCAGAAAGCUGUUUAUUGGAGGUCUGAGCUUUGAAACCACGGAGGAGAGUUUACGGGCCCAUUUUGAACAAUGGGGAACUCUCACGGACUGUGUGGUGAUGAGGGACCCCAACAACAAGAGAUCAAGAGGGUUUGGCUUUGUGACAUACGCCGCUGUAGAGGAAGUCGACGAAGCCAUGAAAGCAAGGCCUCAUAAAGUUGAUGGCCGAGUUGUUGAACCCAAGAGGGCAGUGUCCAGAGAGGACUCCAAUAAACCAGGUGCCCAUCUGACAGUGAAGAAGAUCUUUGUUGGUGGUAUUAAGGAGGACACUGAGGAGUACCACAUUCGGGAGCAUUUUGAGAAAUAUGGAAAGAUUGAGUGCAUUGACAUCAUGGAGGAACGCUCCACUGGGAAGAAGAGAGGAUUCUGCUUUGUCUCCUUUGAUGAUCAUGACACUGUAGACAAAAUUGUUGCCCAGAAAUUCCACACAAUCAACUUCCACAAUUGUGAGGUCAGAAAAGCUCUCUCAAAACAGGAAAUGAGUGCUAUAUCCACUACCAGGGGCAGGAGUGGAGGAUCUGGAAACUUCAUGGGGAGAGGUAGUAAUUUUGGAGGUGGUGGCAACUUCGGUCGAGGUGGCUAUGGUGGAGGACGAGGUGGUUAUGGCGAUGAUUUUGACAAUGGUCCAGGAGGAAAUUAUGGUGGAGGACCAGGUUAUGGAGGGGGUCGAGGGGGCUAUGGAGGUGGUGGUCCAGGGUAUGGCAACCAGGGUGGUGGAUUUGGUGGCAGCUGCGAUGGAGGUUACGGAGGCAAUGACGGAGGAUAUGGAGGAGGUGGAAAUUACAAUGACUUUGGAAAUUAUGGUGGACAGCAGUCCAACUAUGGGCCCAUGAAGGGAAACAACUUUGGGGGCAGAAAUUCGGGUGGACCCUAUGGCGGUGGCUACAGCUCUGGUGGUGGUGGCGGAGGUGGCUAUGGCUCACGGCGAUAUUAAUUAUUUCAUGUUUUGAUGUGGAAAGAGGCAUUCUCUUCUUGCUGAAAAUCUGUAAAGACCUGAUAACAUGGAAGGUUCUGGAUGGGUAAGACUUUUCAAAAUAUUAUCCAAGGCUGCUUAUAUUGUAAUCUAACAGUGCACAUGGUGAUUAUACAAGGUGCAGGGGUUCCUUUAAGGUAAAAAGAGCAGUAUGACACCCAGUAUUGCUCCACUUUGACCGGAAUCAGCCUGUAACCUUCACCACACCUCUUGGAAUACCCUCAAGGCAAAAUAUGUUUCCAUGUUUUAUUACCUUUGCUAUCAGUUAGAUAGUCCUGAUAAAGUUGAUUGUGAUGAAACACCCUUGGGGUAACAACAAAUGAUAAUGCUUGGAAAAAAUGAACAGUAUUUACACUCACUUUAUUAGGCGCACCUAUACAAUUUAUUAUAAUUCAAGAAAGCAGAACUUACAUACAUUCUGCCUUUACAAAGUUCAGCUUUUGUUGACCUUGGAAAUGUAUAAAUUCAAUUACACGUUUAUUACUGAGGUCACAGUUAACGGGUUGCGUAGUGCUGGACUACAUUAUAUUGAGAGGUGUUUCUAAUGUUUUGUCCUCUACACACAUGAUGGGGACAGAACACUUGUUAAUAUAAUGUAGUCUAGUUACACCACCACUAAGUAUAACCUCAGUGUUAAAACAUUGAAUUAGCACCUUAAUGUCAGUGUCAAAACAAAGAACAUUAUUGGCAUCAUAAAAGUGGACUUUCUUUUUAAAAUGUUAUAGCAUUAAUAAAAAAAAAAGAAUUGAUGGUAAAACGGUUGUAUUGGAUUGCAUUAGAUUGUACAUGUACCUAAUAAAGUGGCCACUGAGUGUAUAUACUAAUGCCAAGCUGUGAAAAAUAAAAGUAUGGAAAUCAGGUCCUUGCCAGUCCGUGGAAAUAAGGAUAACAUUGUUAACAUAAUAGAAAAGCAUUUGUAGGUAACUUAAUUAUUACUACGAAAGGCAGGCCAUAUAUAGUAAGUAUAAUGCAAAAAUAGUAUUCAAUUAAAAAAAAAAAAUUGUUUAUAUGUAUAUUGUUUGUAAUCAGUAACAUGAAACAUCUAACAGGUGUCAUGUCAAAUCCUCUGCAUUAAUCACAGGGGCAUUUUCCCAAAAAAACUGAUAUAGGAUUUAUUAAACAAUUUUACUUGACAGGCAGUCAAAUGAACAUACAGAAACAUGGGCAAACUAUCAACAGAGAGGAACUGUGGUCACAAGUUGAAACUAUCCAACAGUGUUAUGAUAAACGGAGUAUACACAAAUACUCCUAGUUCUCUACUCAGUCUAAAAAUAAAGAACAAUGCCUGCUGAUGUUUUUUUUUUUUUAUCAUCAGUUCAAGGAUAGAGUUUCUGCAGAGGAAUGUAGAACAACAAACUCAAUUACACAGAAUAAAACUGUGCUUGGCAUAAGCACACCAGUGUCAAUACACUACGUUGGCCUAACAGUAAGAUGUUAAGUGUUACUUGUGCUUUUAAAUAAAAAUAUUUUUCAUGA
Molecule: messenger RNA, 2578 nt
Organism: Perca fluviatilis (European perch)
Lineage: Eukaryota; Metazoa; Chordata; Actinopteri; Perciformes; Percidae
Gene: hnrnpa3
Product: heterogeneous nuclear ribonucleoprotein A3
Exons: 11
Coding region: 56-1063 (335 amino acids)
Molecular function (GO): RNA binding
Source: RefSeq, a predicted model, not a curated record